AGAAAGUGUUAGCAGGCGGCAGAGGAGGAGGCUCCUGAGCACGGGGCGUCCCGGACUCCAGGUUCCAGGGCAGCGCCUGCACCGCCCUCCGCGCGGCCCCCGGACACAGCAAGCGGCUCGGGCGCGCGGCUCUAGGCGGGACAAGCCGCCCUGUGGGGGAUGCGGCCGCUGGUCCAAGAAAUCUUUAAAAUUUCAAAGGCCUCUGAAAGCCUCCCAGCGAAACAACUUCACGAGUGAAAGCUGGAACUGCACCCUCCUCCCAGCGACCGCGAGACCCGGGGACGGCGCUGCGCCCUCCAGGAAACGGCGCGGUUUCCUGUCUGCCAAGUGCAGGUGCCGCCUCCUUUCCUGCUCCCGGGGAACACGAAGCCGGAGAGAGCGAUUCCCACGCGCGGGCGCCCAAGGGCGACCUGCCCGCGGUGACGGCGCUCCUCACGCCGGGUCCCUUCUGACCGAGCCCGCGGCCGGGGAAGCCGGGCCGGCGACGCCAGCGUCACGGAGCGCGGGGAAAACCGAGCCGGCCGCCCAGCGCCUAUCCAGACGCAGCCCCCAGCCCGCUACGCGCUCGGCCGGGCGGAGGGGAGGCCGCGCCGGCUUCCGGGCGUCAGUGCAGCGCCGCCCACGCGCAGCCCCCGCCGCGACCCCCGCCCGCCACGCCCGGGCCGUGGACCCACCUGCCUCGUCCACGCCGUCCUCGCCCGCGUCCCCGCAGUGCCCAACCGGGCCCCAGGGGCGCCGCGCCGUCGCCCCGUCCACCCUCGACCCGCCGCUGAGGGAAGGGCGGCCCCGAGCACGGCCGCCGCCGCCGCCGCCCGAGGCCCCGCGCUGCCGGGCCGCCCCAGGGGACAGGAAGCGGCCCAGCCGGUCCCGCUUCAUGGCAGCGAAGGACGCCAGUAGAACCCCGCGGGUGCUGCCCGGCCCCGCUCGGCCCGGCUCGAGGUUCCUGGAGGACCCGGCGUUCGGCUCCGCUCGGCGCGCUGGAAGCGAGGCGGGGCGGGCGAGGGGCGGAGCGAGAAGCAAAGCGAGGCGGGCGGGGCAGGCCAGGGGCCAGGGGCGGGACCGCGCGGCCGAGGUUCCACGCGCGGUGCCAGCGCCCCCGCUCGUACCCGCUCCCCUCUCCGGCCCGAGGGCGGCCGCGCCCGCCGCUGCCGCCAAUGGAGCGCUGGCCUGGGGCGGGGCGCUGGGCGGAGGGGCUCGCCGAGACCUCACGACGAGCCCUCCAGGGAGAGGCGACGCGGCCCUCCCCGCCUCUUACCGUGAGAGACGGAGGCGCGGGGCGGGCAGGCGCCGGCGGAGGCCACGCGGCGCGCAGGUGGCGGGCCGGCUGCAGAGGGGCCGGGGGCCGGGGUCUCACGUAGACAGGGGCCUGGCUGCCGCGGUUAGACGCCCAUGGCAACUCCGUGAGGGGCCCUUCUCGCCAGCCCCAUCUCGAGACGGCGAAGGGGCCCGGCCCCGUCGCGACAACCUGCCCUGGCUCUGCCACCCCCGCCACUAACACCCGUGGGGCCCGAAGUACGCGCGGAGGGGGGCCGUCGCCGGAAGUGUGGCCGCGUCCCUUCCGGCGGUCCGCUGCUCGGGCGGCUCCCGCACCCGUGCGCCGGCUGCGUUCCGGGCUCCCGGCCGCCCGUCCCGCCCCUCGGCUACCGCCGCCGCCUCCCCCGCCCGGCGCCAUGGCCGCUGCGGCCGGGGACGGCACGGUGAAGCCGCUGCAGAGCGCGAUGAAGUUGGCCAACGGGGCCAUCGAGCUGGACACCGGCAACCGGCCCCGGGAGGCGUACACAGAAUACCUGAGGACCAUCCACUAUAUUUCCCAGGCGUUACUGGAAGAAGUGGAAACCACUAAAGGUACGGCUCAGCCGGCCGGGCGCAGUGGCUCAGGCCUGUCUAGACAGCAGCUCCGUCACAUUUCCAGAGAGCUGACGCCACUGGAGGAGGCCUCCCUGCAGAAUCAGAAGUUGAAGGCUGCGUAUGAGGCCCGAAUGGCCCGGCUAGACCCCAGCCAGGCCAUGCAGAAGACAUCCCUGACCCUCUCUCUGCAGCGGCAGAUGAUGGAGAACCUAGUGAUCGCCAAAGCCCGGGAGGAGACACUCCAGAGAAAGAUGGAGGAGCGCCGGCUGCGGCUCCAGGAGGCCGCCAACAGGAGGUUUUGCAGCCAGGUCGCCUUGACCCCGGAGGAACGGGAGCAGCGGGCCCUUUACGCCGCCAUCCUGGAGUACGAGCAGGACCACGACUGGCCGAAGCACUGGAAGGCCAAGCUCAAGAGCAGCCCGGGGGACCUGUCACUCGUGACCAGCCUGGUCUCACACCUGCUCAGCCUCCCCGACCACCCGAUCGCGCAGCUCCUGAGGCGGCUGCAGUGCGCCGUGUACAGCGCCCUGUACCCCGCCGUGAGCAGAGCAGCCGCGCCAGCCCCGGGCUGCUGCCCCCCGACCCCCAACCCUGGAAGCCGACGUCUGCGGUCCUCGCAGAGCCUCCAUUGCAUGCUGUCCCCGCCUGAGCCCAGCGCGGCCCCACGGCCCCAGGACUGCCCCCCCACGCCCCCACUCCAGCCCGGCCCCGUGGGGCCUCCCUCGCCCCUGGGGGACACCGCGUCCGGAUUGCCGGACAAGGACAGCUCAUUCGAGGACCUGGAGCAGUUCCUGGGGACGUCUGAGCGGCAGGGCCAGGGCCGUGGGGUGCAGCCGGAGCCCCAGCUGCAGCAGCUGAAGAGCACAGUGGAGGAGAUUCAUAACGCCAUCGACAGGCUGCUCUCGCUGACCCUUCUGGCCUUUGAAGGCCUAAACACAGCUGCCUCCAAGGACCGCUGCCUGGCGUGCAUUGAGGAGCCCUUUUUCUCCCCGUUGUGGCCUCUGCUGCUGGCCCUGUACAGGAGUGUGCACCGAACCCGGGAGGCUGCCCUGAGCAGGAGCAUGGAGCUCUACAGAAAUGCACCCCCCACCGCCAUUGGCAUCCCCACCAAGCUCCUCCCCCAGAACCCUGAGGCCAAGGGGGCCACUGGCUACCCCUACUGUGCUGCGGCCCAGGAGCUUGGACUGCUGGUCCUGGAGAGCUGCCCCCAGAAGAAGCUGGAGUGCAUAGUGCGGACCCUGCGGGUCAUCUGUGUCUGUGCGGAAGACUACUGCCCCACACCGGAGGCCACACCCCAGGCCGGGCCCCAGCCCAUCGCUGCAGCUGCCAUUGGUGCCGACGACCUGCUGCCCAUCCUGUCCUUCGUGGUGCUAAGGAGUGGCCUCCCUCAGCUGGUGUCGGAGUGUGCGGCCCUGGAGGAGUUCAUCCACGAGGGGUACCUAAUCGGAGAGGAGGGCUACUGCCUGACAUCACUGCAGAGUGCCCUGAGCUACGUGGAGCUGCUGCCCCAGGGAGGCCUGGCCAAGUAGUAGAGCCAGACCCCAGGGCCCCUGCAGGGCCCGGCCUCGCCUCCCAGGGCCAUCUCUCCUGCACCCGGAGCCACGGGAUCCACUGAGGACCAUCCUGGAGCCUCACGCUGCUCUGCACAUGGCGGGGGCUUGUCCACUGUGGUGUGCUCUCCAGCUCUUGCCCCUUCCCCACCUCACAUCUAACCCUGGAGCUUGGGGUUGGCACCUCUGCCCCAACAGAAAGGGGCUGAAUCAGCUCCAGGAGGAACCAGGCCCUGCUUACCUGUGCAGGCCUCAGAGAGGCCCUGAGAAGGGAAGCUGCAGGCUCUGGUGGGUGCGGGCUCAGCGAUGAGCAUCUGGCUGGGUCCUGCCUAGCGCCUCACUGGGGCAGCUCCUGGGGAGCAUCAGGGAAGAGGGGUCCCUGAGCCAGCCAGCGGUGGAGACGGCAGUCCAGUUUCUGUCCCCUCUGACCCCUAGAAGGGGAGUUACAGCCCCAUGAACUAGUUUCUUGUCUGGAUCAGGAACAAGGGCCGGCUGGGGCCUGGGGUGCAGCUGGUGGGAGGCUGUGCUGAUUGCUGAUGGGCAGGGACAUCCCUGCGGGGUCCAGGGCUCUGAGCCCAGGACAUUCCCUGCCCUUGCUCAUCUUGGCUGUGGGCCAUGAACAUUCCGGGACCCUGGGCAUCUUCUCCAGGUCCGUGCAGCCCAAGGGUCAGCCCUCUUAACUGUCACAUGCUGCCCCCACCCAGCCCAAAAUAAAGAGGUCACUGCUGUGC
Molecule: messenger RNA, 4129 nt
Organism: Piliocolobus tephrosceles (Ugandan red Colobus)
Lineage: Eukaryota; Metazoa; Chordata; Mammalia; Primates; Cercopithecidae
Gene: VPS9D1
Product: VPS9 domain containing 1
Exons: 13
Coding region: 1671-3377 (568 amino acids)
Biological process (GO): vesicle-mediated transport
Cellular component (GO): cytosol; endocytic vesicle
Molecular function (GO): small GTPase binding; guanyl-nucleotide exchange factor activity
Source: RefSeq, a predicted model, not a curated record